CGACACGGAUGUGGAACGUUAACAUGUCAUCGUGAGUUGGAAGACAUUUAUUUCUCAUUUUCAAAACUAAAUAUGUUGUCUUGAUUGAGACUAGAGAAAGUGUUAUUCCACGCGUUGGCUUGUUACACGAUAGGUGAGAAACUGCAACCCAUACGCUGUGUCAGCUGUAUUACAGAUUCAGCGGGCCCGUUGUUGAUGCUGUGUACUGCGCUGUGAGCUCUGGCGGCAAAAGUUCUAGAGAAUGUUGUGUGUCUCGAAAGAUGCCUGCUGUCGAAAAGAAAAUGCGGUUCGGUGUUGAUGACAUUUUCCUGAUACAGUUCAGUGGCAGCUUUGAAACGCUUUGUGUCCGGAUCUGUCGUCAGUGUUGAACAAGCGAAGUGAGUGCCGUUUGAGAAGGUCUCCUGUGAACUUGAGAGCGAUACCCACAUAUGGAUUGUAUCAACUGGAUCACCACUUUCAAGUCUUUUCUUUGUAUCAACAUCUUCAGAAAGCGCCAAAUUCAAUGCAUCAUACUUCUGGUUGUGGUGAUCAUACUAUGUUUCCAGUUUGACGUCAGCAGCACGGUCAAAUAUGUUUACACGUCCUGGGAGAGGUACGACGCCGAUCACACAACACCUAUCGCUUCACAUUUCCCUACGCAGCAGAAGGGGAAGGUCAAGCUGAUCGUGAUAUACUCUGGGAGACGUUGGCAGAACUCGUCGACAUCGAGGAUGAUAAAUCAUGGAAAGUACACCUGCAAGAUGACGUCAAACCUGAAUGCUAUUCCCCACGCCGACGGGGUGUACGUCGACGUUUUUUACCUGAAGUCCGACAAACCGCCCACGCGAUCACACCCAGACCAGGUGUGGGUGUUCUACAACAAAGAACCGGAGGAAAAGAUCCGCAACUAUCAUCGUUGGCAGUCUGAACACUGGAGACACUUCUUCAACUGGACAGUAAGCUACCGUCGAGAUUCAGACAUAUCCAGCCCAUACGGAGUGAUCGUCAAGAAAAGUAAACCUGUGAAAAACUGGCUUCAGAUAGCCAAAUCUAAGAAAAGGUCGGUGGCUUGGAUUGUGAGUAACUGCCACACGGUCGGGAGGAGGGAAGAUUAUGUGAGGAAGUUGAAGGAGCUGGGAGUCCAGGUCGAUAUAUACGGUUAUUGCGGAAAGCUGAAAUUGUUGAAGCAGAAAAAUGCAGAAGCAGAGUGCUUCAAAAAUCAUAGAUUCUAUCUGUCAUUUGAAAGCGUAUUUUGUGAAGAUUACGUCACAGAAAAAUUCUUUAAACUCGUGAAUUUCGACAUCAUGCCGAUCGUCAGAGGAGGUGCAAACUACUCACAACUAUUUCCACCUGAAACAUUCAUCAACACUGCCGAUUUUAAGUCGCCAGAACAGUUAGCAAAAUAUCUGUUGUAUUUAGACAAAAAUAUUACAGCUUAUGCCGAAUUAUUGGAAAGGAAAUCUGGUUACCGAUCUAAACUCAAAAGACCUUGGCCAGAACUUUGUAAACGGUUACACGAACUUUCUUCUUAUAGAAAAAUUUAUCCAGACAUGAAGAGGUGGUUGAAAUGUCGCAAUCCUAGUGGCGCCUGAAGUGUUGGAUCGAAUUAGACCUACUGAAGUAGUACACAUAUUUAAAAUGAAGUGUUGGAUCGAAUUAGACCUACUGAAAUAGUACACAUAUUUAAAAUGAAGUGUUGGAUCGAAUUAGACCUACUGAAAUAGUACACAUAUUUAAAAUGACUGUCCUGAAUGUACUGCCAAUAUUUGUAAUGUAUGUAUAUCAAUUUUAAUUAAUUAUUAAAAUCGCAGACCCUAGUUUCAACACGCAAAAAUGGACACCGAGUUUGGUGAAUCUACAAAUCUAUAACACGUUAAAGGCAUACUGUCACGGAUUUAAGGACCUUAUUUCUCUAAAAAUGGAUAAGAAAUAAAAAUUACAUUAAUUGUUGGAAACCAAAUCUAGUUAUCGCAUCACCUUAACUGAACCAUGAUGGAG
Molecule: messenger RNA, 1977 nt
Organism: Gigantopelta aegis
Lineage: Eukaryota; Metazoa; Mollusca; Gastropoda; Neomphalida; Peltospiridae
Product: alpha-(1,3)-fucosyltransferase C-like
Exons: 5
Coding region: 429-1571 (380 amino acids)
Cellular component (GO): membrane
Molecular function (GO): alpha-(1->3)-fucosyltransferase activity
Source: RefSeq, a predicted model, not a curated record